AUGUCGGGAAUACAGCACGCGACCAGUCAAAGCAUUAAGCCAUUCAAGUCAAGUGAGGAAUAUCUGUAUGCAAUGAAAGAAGAUUUGGCCGAGUGGCUUAAGGACCUAUACAACGUUGACAUUGAUGUGAACAAUAUUUUGGAGGCCCUUGAAACAGGUGCUUUACUCUGUGCUCAUGCCAACAAUGUAACACGUGUAGCAGGGGAAUUUCUUCAGAAAAAAAGACACACACACAUGCAGCUGCCAACAUCUGGAGUCACUUUUGUGAGCACAGCUCAACCAGCAACUUUCCUCGCACGAGAUAAUAUAUCAAAUUUUAUCAGCUGGUGCCGGAAACAGAUGGGCAUCAAAGAUGUGCUCAUGUUUGAGACAGAUGACCUUGUUCUUCGUAAGAAUGAGAAAAAUUUUGUGCUGUGCCUACUGGAGGUUGCCCGAAGAGCAUCUCGUUUCGGCAUGGCCGCGCCCGUUCUAAUCCAGUUAGAGGAAGAAAUUGAGGAGGAAAUAAUGGAGGAGUUUUCACAGGAGACGACGGAGCCUAAACCUCAGAGACGGCUAUCAAACACGCAGAACCUGGACGAGAUGGUCCAGUGCCUUAUAAGUCGCUGUACCUGCCCCACACAGUUUCCCAUGGUGAAGGUGUCGGAGGGAAAAUACAGAGUGGGCAGCUCCUGCACACUCAUAUUUGUUCGGAUUUUAAGGAAUCAUGUGAUGGUGAGAGUCGGUGGAGGAUGGGACACACUGGAGCAUUAUCUUGAUAAACAUGAUCCGUGCCGCUGUACUUCUCUCACCCAUAAGCUGGCCCAACAUCCCAGGGCCCCAGUGCACGAGAUCAAAGCCAGGCUGACUCCACAGCCCGACAGCCAGGCUGGAAACCAAACCGCGUUCCUCCUCAGCCGGGCCCAGUCCCCCCUGCCGGCGGUCGUCUGGACCCCGUCUGGACCCUCCAGAGCUCCGAGGCCAGGCAUUCCUCCACGGCCCUCCAGAUCACCAGACCGUGUCUUCUGGGUCGCCCAAGAAAGGAGCAACUCCACUCCCAACAGACAUGGUGGGAGGUCACCUACGCCCACUCGUAGACUAAACUGUUCUGGAAGUAAGGACGACUCGGUACUGAACGCCUCCACCAGGACGGGUCGUGAGGUCACUCGGACGUCUCCAAGCCCACGUCUGACCAGCAGUCUUCCGCGACCAAAUCAGUCCUACUCUGCCCCGCAAACAGAAUCUCAACGUCCCAAAACUCCCCUAUGCUUUCAGGAGACACCAAGUCAUAAAUCUCUUCAGCACCAGCAGAGCCCAGUGAACAAGUUGGGUCAAACCUGGACCAAAUCGCAGUUUGUCUCUAAGCUGAGACAAAAUGCCACGGCCGGGUCUAAAGGCGCAGAGACUCCUAAUCGAGCCACCAAAAUCUCGGAGAGACAUGAGGGACCCGUCUCGGCCAAACUUUUCCAGGGCUUAACUCCUGCCCACAGCUCCAAUCCUGCCAGAAACACACCGUCCAUUACCAUCCAGCACACUGAAGACAAUGACACACCUCAGGAGAGCCCUGUGUACAUUCGUACAUUUUCCCCGUCCAAAGGGGUGAGAGGCGGCACUUCGAGUGAUCCUGAUGGAAGGCCCUUAACACCAAUUGGCCAACGCAGCCGUUCAGCGGACUGUUUGACUGAGAAGAGGCCAAAACCGGAGAGCAAUAAGACUGACUUCCCGACAUGCUCCAUCAGUGGAGAAAGGACGCAGCGCUUGGUCUCGCCAGUGCCAAAACACACUGUACGAAACGCUCCGCUGAGAGACAUGACCUUCCGGAGGAACACCUCAAGCAAAUCGAACGCAAACCACGUGCCUGGUCCUCGACAGUCUCGGACAGAGUUUAGAGAUGAGGAAGAAGAACUGGAGAGGAGUUACCUUUUCACUCCACCUCCCAUCAGUCCUGCCCAAGAGGCCAGUCUGUACCAAACCCUGGAGCACGAGAUCCUAUCUAAUUUGCAGCAGCUGAACACGGACGUUGAUAAGGAGAGCGACCCGGAGGAUGACAAGGACAGCUGUCGAUCCGAGACGCCCCGGAGUCCUCGGGGAGUUUCAUCCCAGUGUCCCAGGCAUUUAUUCCCACCGGACUCUUCAAAUGUCAGUGAGAAGAACACGUACUAUCGUUCAUCUAGCGCAGAUCGUGCCGGAAAGGCUAGUUUUGACUCUGUCAUUGCUGAGCUGUCCGCAGGGACGAAGCAGCUCAACAGGGUUUCGGUUGAAAACUGGGUGAACAGUCUUCCGAGAACCUGUAGAGAGAAGAAGCUGCAGCGUCACACGGAAGCAGAGUCAAGCCAACACGGAGUUUCUAAACCCUGUGCGACUAGUUCCUGCUCCUCAUUUUGCUCUAGUGUUGAGUCGAAGAAGCCGGUUGUAUCAGACGAGUCCGACACUGUUCACGGGAACAAGUCAACUGAAGAAACGGAGGUUCGGAAGAAACCCAGGAGCUCCUCUUUCAAACAGAAGAGGUUGUUAAAGAAGCCAGAGAGAGUUCCCUCAAUUUACAAACUCAAACUGAGGCCCCGUGCUAGGCCGAGACGCGAUCACAGGCCAGACAAGAAACCCUCGAAGAUCCCAAGACCGGUGUCUUACAGGAUAACUAAAAACGAAGAGGACUCUUUGCAGAACCAGAAGCCAAGGAGGUUGGAGGUUUAG
Chanos chanos (milkfish) is the source of this 2670-nucleotide messenger RNA. RefSeq names its product growth arrest specific 2 like 2 (gene gas2l2). Gene Ontology annotation, cellular component: actin filament; cytoplasm; stress fiber. Bases 1 to 2670 code for a protein of 889 amino acids. NCBI's taxonomy places the organism in Eukaryota, Metazoa, Chordata, Actinopteri, Gonorynchiformes, Chanidae. Gene Ontology annotation, molecular function: microtubule binding; cytoskeletal adaptor activity; actin filament binding. The transcript has 7 exons. Gene Ontology annotation, biological process: microtubule bundle formation; protein localization to microtubule plus-end; actin crosslink formation. The record is from RefSeq and is a predicted model, not a curated record.